Messenger RNA from Mya arenaria, 3890 nucleotides. Its product is annotated as RNA-binding protein 28-like. The transcript has 20 exons. The coding region runs from base 68 to 2608 and encodes 846 amino acids. Lineage: Eukaryota; Metazoa; Mollusca; Bivalvia; Myida; Myidae. The record is from RefSeq and is a predicted model, not a curated record. Gene Ontology annotation, molecular function: RNA binding.
CAUUUUCCAUGUACAUUGACUGCUACCAACACGUUGAAGAAACUUUCCUGACAAUCUAAAAAGGAAAAUGACGUCCCAAAGCAAGACAAUAUUCGUCAGAAAUAUUCCUUAUUCUAUCACAAAUGAACAGCUGGAAAAUAAGUUUUCUGACUUUGGACCAAUAAAGCAAUGUUUUCUUGUAAAUGACAAAGCAAGUGGCAAGAGUCGAGGGUUUGGCUACAUCAAGUUCACCGUGUUGGAGGAUGCCAAGCAAGCAAAGGAAGCCAAAAUUACCAUUGAGGGCAGAAAACUGAUUGCUGACUUUGCAGACAUCACAAAGAAGAAAAAACCUAACAAACGAGACAGACCAAAGAAUGUGGAAAGGGUGAAGUCUGAUGAAGCAUCCAGCCAGAAUGAGGAGGGAGAGGCGGAGAAUAGAGGGGGUAGUGAGGAGGAUGGGGUCGGGAACAGUGAUGACGGUGGUGGAGACCUUGGUGAUAAAGAAAGCGCAGUGCAGCAUGCACAGAGUGAACUGUCCCAGAAGGAUCAGAACAUGAAAUACCACAAGGCGAAGAUCGUUGUUUUGACCGGGCUGCCAGCCAAUAUGAAGAUAGAGGAACUCAACAAAUGUCUCAUCAAAAUGGGUGUGAAGCAGCUAGCUGAAAGCAGAGCGGUUGGCCAGAAGAUUGCUCACUUGAAGUUCAAGUGUAUCCGGGAUGCCAAACGUGCCAUCAGGAAACUACACAACCAUCCCUAUAAAGACAGUAUGUUACAAGCUGUGCAGAUGUCCCAAGGGAGAGUGGAAGACCCCCAGUCAGCCGCCCGGAGGUCAAGGGUAAUAGUCAGGAACCUCUCAUUCAAGUGUAAUGAGGAAGGACUGAGAAAGGCAUUCCAACACUGCGGGGAAAUCAUAGACAUCAAACUUCCCACCAAUACAGGUGGACAGUUGCUAGGGUUUGGAUUUGUGCAGUUUCAAAGCCUGGAGGAAGCAGCCAGGGCUGUGGAGCAGAUGAAUAACAAGAAAAUACUCGGCCGUCCUGUGGCUGUAGACUGGGCCUUGCCAAAGGCAAAAUACCAGUCGGUACAACAACAGGAAAACAACGAAGAGAGUGACAAGGAAUCAGAUGACAGGUUGUUGAGUGCAGAAAGUGAGGUUUCUUCUGAUGAAGAAAAGCAGAAAGUACCAAGCAGGGAAAGUAACUCUACCCAGAAACGCAAACACGAAGAAUCUGAUGAUGAAGGCUUGUCUCCUUGCGACAGUGAUGAGGCUGAUGAUGAUGAGGACGAGGAUGUUGAUAAGAAGCCAGGAAUGGAAUACCAAAAUCAGAUGACUGAUGAAUCUGAAAGUGAUGCUGAUAAUGAUGGAGAUACUGAUGAUGAGGAGGAGGAUGACAAAUCCAGUAAAAAGAGACAGAAAAAAACAAAAGCAGCAGUGAGGAAUGAUACAGAUGAUAGGUGCACAGUGUUCAUAAGAAACCUGUCAUUUGAUACAACAGAGGAUGGAUUGCACAAGUUCUUCUCCCAGUUUGGAGCCCUUCAAUACGCCAAGGUGGUCAUCAAUCAGAACACAGAACACUCCAAAGGUAUGGGGUUUGUAAGGUUUAAGGAGCAGGACUCGGCAGACAAGUGUCUGGCGGAGGGCGAGGCAGGGAGUCUAAGUUUAGAUGGACGGCAGCUAAUCCUGUCCAAGGCUGUGUCACGGGAAGCAGCUGCUGGCUUCAAGGAUGACAAGGAGAAGGAAAAGAAGGAUAACCGCAACCUCUACCUGGCCAGAGAGGGAUUAAUACGGCCAGGAACUCAGGCUGCUGAGGGGCUGUCAAAGGCAGAUCUUGACAAGCGCAUCAAGGUUGAGGAGUUGAAGCGUCAUAAGCUGAAGAACAUUAACAUCUUCAUUUCCCCCCUCCGUCUGUGUGUACGCAACAUACCGGCCACUGUAGAUGACCAGCAACUCAGGAAAAUAUUCAAGGAUGCUGCUGGAGGUGGCAAUGUUAAUGAGUGUCGUAUAAUGCGUGACCGAGCCCGGGUGAAUGCUGAAGGCAAAGGCAAAUCUAUGGGGUUUGCUUUCAUUGCUUUCACCCAACAUGAGCAUGCCCUAGCUGCCCUCCGACACACAAAUAACAACCCAGACAUCUUUGGAGAUAAAAAGAGGCUGAUAGUGGAAUUUUCCCAGGAGAACAGGAAGGCCCUGGAGAUUCAGGCCAAGAGGAGGGAACGGAUUCAGUCGAAGCAGUCCCUGAAGCAGACAAUGAAGCAGGAGAUGGGUAAUGCAAGGAGAGCCGAGAUCGGUGGGGCAAGAAGAGCCCAGGGUAAGGCCCUCCCACUCAUACACAUGGCAGACAAGGACAGGCCGGCUAAGGGCGAGAAACAGCCCAAAGGCCUGCCAUCCCACUGGGGCCCAAAGAUACGUCACAAGGCACGCCCCUCCCAGGAGCUGGCAACAAAGAAGGCCCGACAGGAACGUAAACAGGGAAGAGGUCAGAGAGCACAGAAACGAGAGGCAUAUGGGCAAACACAGGCUCCAAAGUUGCAGAAGCAGAGGAGAGGAAGUGACUAUGAUCAAUUUGAUAACAUGGUUAAUAAAUACAAAAACAACAUUAUGGCUAAAAAGAAGUCAAAGUGGUUUGAGUGAAAUAUGUGGUAAUAGCUAUUGCAAUACAUUCUUCAGGAUUUCAAAUUAGCCAUGGUACAUUCAUUGUAUUUUAUAAACAUUUUUCAAACUACAGUCAAAUCUCGCCACGUCAAAGUCAUCGCUUAACUAGAUAAUAAGGCUUUUAAACCAUUGCAAUGGGAUUUUAUAUUUUUUAAUCAGUAAAUUUUGGUUACCUGAUGAAUAAUGGUUGUUUUGGUAACCUGAUAGUUUUGGUUACCUGAUAAAUAAUGGUAGUUUUUGUAACCUGGUGAAAAGUGGUAGUUUAGGUUACCUGGUGAAUAAUGGUAGAAUUAGUUACCUUAUGAAUUAUGUUGGUUACCUGAUGAUUAAUGUUGGUUACCUGAUGAAUAAUGGUAGUUAUGGUUACCUGGUGAAUUAUGUGAUUAUUGGUAGCCUGAUAGUUUUGGUUACCUGGUGAAUUAUGUUAGUUUUGGUAACCUGAUGAAUAAUGGUAGUUUUUGAAACCUGGUGAAUAGUGAUAGUUUUGGUUACCUGGUGAAUAGUGAUAGUUUUGGUUACCUGAUGAAUAAUGGUAGUUUUUGUAACCUGGUGAAUAGUGGUUGUAUGGGUUACCUGAUGAAUUAUGUUGGUUACCUGAUGAAUUAUGUUGGUUCCUUGAGUACUAAUAGUAGUUUUGGUUACCUGAUGAAUAAUGGUAGUUUUUGUAACCUGGUGAAUAAUGAUAGUUUGGGUUACCUGGCGAAUAGUGUUGGUUACAUGAUGAAUAAUGGUAGUUUUGUUUACCUGAUGAAUAAUGUUGUUACCUGAUGAAUACUGUUUGUUACCUGGUGACACUAAUGGUAGCUUUGGUUACCUGGUGAAAUAAUGUUGGUUGCCUGAUGUGAAUAAUGUUGGUUGCCUGAUGAAUAAUGGUAGCUUUGGUUACCUGGUGAAUUAUGUUGGUUGCCUGAUGUGAAUAAUGUUGGUUGCCUGAUGUGAAUAAUGUUGGUUGCCUGAUCAAUAAUGGCAGUUUUGGUUUUAUGCAUCCAAUUGUAUAAACCGGUUAAUUCUUUUGUUUGGUUUAAAUAAAUUAUGGUAGUUUUGGUAUCUUGGUAGAUGUUGGAAAUCAAGCAGUUAUUUAUUUUAAAAAAAUAGAUACUGUUAUUCAGGGGAAGUACAGUGUUUUCUUUUCGCAAAAACACGAAAAAAGCAACACAAUGUAUAUGUUUUAAGAAAAUUUCAAUGUAUUAUCCUUUGUUUAGAUUCAAUAAGUUGCUGUCUGUAAUAAAAUAAAGGACAAAUAAAUCAAAAUGCAAGAGUG